AUGUCUUUCUUGUGGUUUGGUGAUAAACAUAGGGGAACACCCGAACAUGUUGCGCUUGCUGAUCCUGAACAUUUUAGAACAAGGACCCAUAAAAAAUUAGAUCCUCCUGCUGUUAUUGUACCUUACUUGGAGAGAUCCGGUUUUGCAACCGUAGCAAGGAUACCACAUAUCCAUACAGACACAAGUUUCGUAAUGGCAUUACUCGAAAGAUGGAGGCCCGAAUCACAUACAUUUCAUUUUCCAACUGGUGAGUGUACCAUAACGUUGGAAGAUGUGAGUAUGUUACUGGGUCUACGUGUCAAUGGUAAGGCUGUAACCGGUCCUACCGAAGUAGACUUGGACAUGUGGGAAGAAUUUUUGGGCGUUCAACCACCACGUAUAGCUUUAAAAGGUCGGAUGAUUCUAAUCUCUUGGCUUAAAUCACUAUUAGCUAAUAAUCCGAUAAAUGAAAAUUCAACUUUGGUACACUUAACAACAUACACUAGAAUUUUUAAUCUGCUUUUAAUUGGCUUAUCUCUAAUGCCCGAUAAAAGUAGUAAACAUGUGCACAUCAUGUGGGUGCCAUUGCUACAAGAUUUGGAGGAAUGCAAUACAUAUAGCUGGGGAUCAGCCGUGUUAUGCUAUCUUUAUAGCGAAAUGUGUAAGUCGGUAAACGUGGAAGUCGAUGGAAUGGGAGGGUGUGUUGAACUGCUCCAAGCUUGGGGAUAUACUCGAUUGCCUUUUUUGGCACCCAUCACUCCGCAGCUACCAUCAUAUCCGUACGCUGCGAGGUGGGCUGCAAAGAAGAAAAAAAAUGAAGGAUACCCCUCGACAUUGUCUCCUUGGAUACCGUAA
Molecule: messenger RNA, 834 nt
Organism: Vicia villosa (hairy vetch)
Lineage: Eukaryota; Viridiplantae; Streptophyta; Magnoliopsida; Fabales; Fabaceae
Product: protein MAIN-LIKE 2-like
Exons: 3
Coding region: 1-834 (277 amino acids)
Biological process (GO): meristem maintenance; meristem development
Source: RefSeq, a predicted model, not a curated record